Messenger RNA from Monoraphidium neglectum, 612 nucleotides. RefSeq lists its product as hypothetical. Bases 1 to 612 code for a protein of 203 amino acids. The transcript has a single exon. NCBI's taxonomy places the organism in Eukaryota, Viridiplantae, Chlorophyta, Chlorophyceae, Sphaeropleales, Selenastraceae. The record is from RefSeq and is a predicted model, not a curated record.
AUGACGAUGCUGCCGAGCGGGAUGGUGCAGUUGGCGGGCCAGGGCCACCAACAGCAGCUUCUGGGGCAUUUGGCGCCGCAGCAGGCGCAGCAGGCCCAUCAGCCGCACCAGCUCUCGCAGCAGCCCGUCGGAAUCUCUGCUGGGUAUGCGCAGGCGCCGCAGCCGCUUCCGGAGGUGCGCAUUCCCUUAGGCGGCGCCGCACUGGCCGCAGCGAUCCCCGUGGCCGCUGCCGGCCAGGCCGCGCCACAGCAGCAGCUCUACGUCGCUCCAGGUAUGAUGCCGACCCCGGGUGUCGUGUUGCCUGUGACGAACCCGGCGUUUGCGAUGGGCGCUUGGGCAAUGCAGAUGCAGCAGGCGCAUCUGCAGCACUUGACCCAGCAGCAGCAGCAGCAGCUGCUGCAGCAGCAGCCGCCAGCACCUCAGGCACAGCAGCCGCUGCCUCAGCAGCAGCAGCCGCUCGUGUAUGUUUACGCGCCAGCCGCUCCCCCACCCGGCCCCAAGCCGCCGUCGGUCGCCACGCCUGCGCCCCCAAACGGCUUUCAUUCGCAAGCGGCCGCCGCCGUUGCCGGCACGGUGCAGUCUCACAGCGUCGCAGCCGGGGCGGCGCUAUGA